Cololabis saira (Pacific saury) is the source of this 3147-nucleotide messenger RNA. RefSeq names its product sorting nexin 18a (gene snx18a). Gene Ontology annotation, molecular function: phosphatidylinositol binding; protein binding. The coding region runs from base 249 to 2009 and encodes 586 amino acids. The record is from RefSeq and is a predicted model, not a curated record. Gene Ontology annotation, biological process: plasma membrane tubulation; mitotic cell cycle; protein transport. Gene Ontology annotation, cellular component: cytoplasmic vesicle; plasma membrane. The transcript is spliced from 2 exons. Lineage: Eukaryota; Metazoa; Chordata; Actinopteri; Beloniformes; Belonidae.
UCGGAGCGGAGCAGCGACAAAUACCCGCACUGCAACCUCUGGCUCCAAACACCGCCGCUCACGCUCGCCUUCAGCAAAACACAGGACGGGACCGUAAACGGGGGGCUUGUUUUUCUUUUUCCCCCGUCGUGAGAAGUUUGUGCUCGGAGUUUCGGGUGUAGUUACGGGUGUAGUUGGGGGUGGGCUGCCCAGCCGAGGUCGCCGCUUGCCCCGCCGCCUCCUCCCGCUCCUCCCGCCGCCGGGGAGCCAUGGCGCUGCGAGCCCGGGCGCUGUACGACUUCCACUCCGAGAACCCGGGGGAGGUGUCGGUGCGGGAGAGCGAGGUGCUGACCCUGCACAGCGAGCAGGACAUCGACGGCUGGCUGGAGGGCAGCAACAGCCGCGGGGAGCGGGGGCUGUUCCCCGCCUCCUACGUGGAGGUCCUGCGGGGCGACGCGGGCGACGCCGCCGCCUCCCCGCCCAGCGCGGCCGGGGACACUUUCCCCGACUCCCGCUACGCCAACAUCCCCCCCGGGGGGUUUGACAGCUCCUACAAGCCCAAAGUGGAAAACUUUCCCAAGGCUUCUCCUCCGGGCUUCAGCACCUUCACGGUCCCCCUGCAGCAGCAUCCCCAGCAUCAGCACCAGUACCAGCAGCCCAGCCAGGGCAGUGAUGACGACUGGGAUGAUGACUGGGAUGACAGCUCCACCGUGGCCGAUGAGCCAGGCACCGGGGGAGGAAGGUACCAUGACUUUGAAGGGAAUGGACCCUCCACCUACAGGGUGUCAACGUCCUCCAUGGCGAGAGGUCAAGCACAGCAGGCAAAGAGCUCUGCCACCGUCAGCAGAAACCUGAACCGGUUCUCCACCUUUGUGAAGUCUGGAGGAGAGGCGUUCGUGCUCGGGGAGGCGGCCGGGUUCGUGAAAGAUGGGGAUAAGAUCUGUGUGGUGACGGGCCAGUACGGCCCCGAGUGGCAGGAGAACCCGUACCCGUUCAGCUGUGCCAUCGAUGACCCCACCAAGCAGACCAAGUUCAAGGGCAUGAAGAGCUACAUUUCCUAUAAGUUGACGCCCACACACACGCAGAACCCGGUGAACAGGAGGUAUAAGCACUUUGACUGGUUGUACGCUCGCCUGGUGGAGAAGUUUCCUGUCAUCUCGGUGCCACACAUCCCAGAGAAGCAGGCCACAGGUCGCUUUGAGGAGGAUUUCAUCUCCAAGAGGAGAAAGGGCCUCAUAUGGUGGAUGAAUCACAUGACCAGCCACCCUGUCCUGGCCCGGUGUGAUGUCUUCCAACAUUUCCUCUCCUGCACGGACGAGAAGGCCUGGAAGCAGGGGAAAAGGAAAGCGGAGAAGGACGACAUGGUCGGGGCCAACUUCUUCCUCACCAUCAGCCCUCCGGCGGCUCCGCUCGACUUCCAGGAGGUCGAGAGCAAAGUGGAUGGAUUCAAGACUUUUACCAAGAGGAUGGAUGACAGCGCCUUGCAGCUCAAUGCCACCGUUAGUGAGUUCGCUCGCAAGCAGAUCACCGGCUUUAAGAAGGAGUAUCAAAAAGUGGGAAUCUCAUUUAAGGUCCUGAGCCAGGCUUUUGAGAUGGAUCAGCAGGCGUACUCCGUAGGACUCAACCAGGCCAUCUCCUUCACUGGAGACGCGUAUGAAGCAAUCGGAGAGUACUUUUCUGAGCAGCCUAGACAGGAUCUUGACCCAAUCAUGGAUUUAUUAGCUCUUUACCAAGGACACCUGGCAAACUACCCAGACAUCAUCCAUGUUCAGAAAGGAGCCCUGACAAAGGUGAAAGAGAGCCAAAAGCACGUGGAGGAAGGCAAGAUGGACCUGGCCCAGGCAGAAGGCAUCAACGACCGCUGCAACAUCAUCUCCUUCGCCACGCUGGCCGAGAUCCAGCACUUCCACCAGAUCCGCGUGCGAGACUUCAGGGCACAGAUGCAGCACUAUCUCCAGCAGCAGAUUGCCUUCUACCAGAAGAUCACAGGGAAGCUAGAAGAGGCUCUGCACAAGUACGACGACGCGUAAUGGAUCCCUUUAUCUGCUCGGGGGCUUUGUCCCCGGUGGUGAACGGCCACGUGCCUCCCAUGGCCGGCUAGUGGUGCCCUGGCCGCCGGCCAGCACCACACCCUGCUGAAUGCUGCUUAUCCAGCACACCCGGGGAUCAGUCAGCCGUAAAAAUGAACUUUUUGACCAAGGCCGUGCCCUGGGCUUUUGUUGGGACAAAUCUUUGGGCAAAGAAAAAGUACUUUUACGAUUUUAGGCUACCUUUUUAAUAUAAACAAGGGUCUAAUUGUGUUAACUUUCAGCAACGAUGGUCCAACACUUGGUUGCGUCACAUGAGUGAAUAUAAUGUAAUCAAUGUUGUGACCUGCGGGGAGAGAUCCUUGUAUUCACUGCUGCCUACGCAUCUGGUGCGAGAUUUCAUAUAUCAAGUGUUUUUUUAAUAAAAGGCGUGACAACUAUUACGACACUGUUUUUAAACGAUGGUUGAAUUGACUGCCCGUCCAGGAGCGGCGCCGCUCUUGUGACCAACACACUGCCUUUCCUGGAACCCGACCCUCUCCCGGACAGACGGGACCGAGUCGUCCCUCACCCAGCAGCCACUGUCCCCGCCGUCUCGCUGUGCCUUCCGGUUACGCCUCUCUGGACACUUUUGUUACUAGUUACUAAAAAGCUGUAUGUACUGUUUACGUAGAGAUAUAUUGUAUUUGUUCUUACAAAAAGCCACAGGCUUUGCAGUCGUUGGGGUCAAAAGAUCACUGUGCUUUUCAAGAGCAGUGGAAGAUUAUUAUCUAAUUGUGCCGGUUCUGUUUGUUUUUUUUUGUUUUAAAGUGGCUCCGUGAUUCAUUUUUAACACUUUUAACAGUGCGCCAGCAUCAAAAUCAGGGAUUACCUGCUUUGCAAGUAACGAAGAACACGUGAUACAUCUGAGACCCACAUUCGUGCAAGCAACGCUUUGUCGUUCAGAUUUGGGUUUGCGUUCGGAGGCCAUGCUGCUGGAGGGUUCCUCGACAGUUUUAAUAACGCAGGCCUUCUCAUUACACUUCUCAUAACACUGUUUAAAUGCAUUGAUGUUUUUAACCUUUUAUGAUGCUGGUUGCACCGUGAGGAGAUUAAUGUAGAAGCAGAGAUGCAAAAUAAAAUCAGCCUCCACAGAAAGAUG